Molecule: messenger RNA, 1476 nt
Organism: Myotis daubentonii (Daubenton's bat)
Lineage: Eukaryota; Metazoa; Chordata; Mammalia; Chiroptera; Vespertilionidae
Product: C-type lectin domain family 6 member A-like
Source: RefSeq, a predicted model, not a curated record
GUGUUUAGUUGUUUGUCUCAUCUCUGACCUAUUUGAAUAAAGCCAAAGCUCUGGGUAACAUUUUCAGAGAAAAAGACACACAAGAGGCUCCUGGGCCUUCUGAACACAGGGAGCCCACAUGAUGGUGCAACAAGGGCAAUCUCAAGGUAGAGUAAGGCCAGUAUGGUGGUCCCCCGUGAAGAUCUGGUCUGUUGCUGUGGUUUCCAUAGCAUUCCUCAGUGCUUGCUUCAUUGUGAGUUGUGUGGCGACGUAUCAUAUUACAUAUACAAAAACUAUCAAAAGGCUGUCUGAAUUACAUACAUAUCAUCCAAGUCUAACCUGCUUCAAUGAAGGGACAAGGGUGACAGAAAAAGUCUGGGGAUGUUGCCCAAGUACUUGGAAAUCUUUUGGUUCCAGCUGCUACUUCAUUUCUAAAGAAGGUAAUUUUUGGUCUAAGAGUGAGCAGAACUGUGUUUGGAUGGGGGCUCAUUUGGUGGUACUCAACACAAAAGCAGAGCAGAAUUUCAUUGUUCAGCAGCUGAAUGAAUCACUUUCUUAUUUUCUGGGACUCUCAGAUCCACAAGGGAAUGGCAAUUGGCAAUGGAUUGAUCAGACACCUUACACGGAAAAUGUCAAAUCAUGGCACGAGGGUGAGCCCAAUUUUUCUGCAGAGGAAUGUGCUUCAGUAGUUUUCUGGAAUCCUAAAGGAUGGGGCUGGAAUGAUGUUUUCUGUGAUUCUAAAAGAAAUUCAAUAUGUGAGAUGAAUAAGCUUUAUCUAUGAGUGGAACUUUAUUCAUUGUCACAUUUAAAAUGGAGACCUAUCUUAAAAUGAUAAUUUCCUCUUCUAAUUUAUGUGUAAUUCUUAUCAUAGAGCAGUGGUUCUCGACCUUCUGGCCCUUUAAAUACAGUUCCUCAUGUUGUGACCCAACCAUAAAAUUAUUUUCCUUGCUACUUCAUGACUGUAAUGUUGCUACUGUUAUGAAUCAUAAUGUAAAUAUCUGAUAUGCAGGAUGGUCUUAGGCGACCCCUGUGAAAGGGUCAUUCGACCGCCAAAGGGGUCGCGACCCACAAGUUGAGAACCGCUGCCUUAGAGGUUUAUGGAAAUAUCCAGAUGCCUUACUUCCUUCAGUCAUCCCUUUUAUAGUUUCUUCUUUUCCACUAAUAAUAGGGUGAACUCUUCCAUUUUAAAAAAUUUGUUAUGCAUUCUUUACUUUCUUCAUACUUCUUUUCACAUACAUUCCUUGGGCAAGAGAUGGUACUAUUUUGUCUAUCCAAAGACUCAUAAUGAGGUAACUAUUGAAAAUUAAGAAGGACUUUCCUCAAAACUCUAUAGAGAAAUUCUUUUGGUCAAAUAAGUAACUGUGACUGCCAUCAUGUGGAAGCCUGGCAAGGGCUGAAGGGUCUACUUCCUCGAUGUCUUACUCACAUGGCUGGCAACUUGGUACUGGUUUUUGUGAGAAGGCCUCCCAUCCUCACCAUAGGGAACUCUCCAUAGGG